Aricia agestis (brown argus) is the source of this 2489-nucleotide messenger RNA. RefSeq names its product zinc finger protein 660-like. The transcript has 7 exons. Gene Ontology annotation, cellular component: nucleus. Bases 177 to 1718 code for a protein of 513 amino acids. Lineage: Eukaryota; Metazoa; Arthropoda; Insecta; Lepidoptera; Lycaenidae. The record is from RefSeq and is a predicted model, not a curated record.
UUUUGGCUUUGAUUUUCUUCACAGCUUUUGUAAUUUUUAAUAUUAUGUUUGUAAAUAAGUCGCAAGAUUUACAUGAUGAUAAAAUAUUCGUAAAUUUAAGCAACUGAUUCGAGAAGAGUAAUAUGUGAAGGUAUGUCCAGAACCAUCAAGAACUUAUUAUAACCUGCAAAACGAUCAUGAAUCCGCCUCAGAUUUGUGUGAAUUGCCACAAUAAAAAGUCUGUAAAUUUGACGACUAAUCGUCUGGUUACCGAAAGCUGUGGUCAUGUGAAAUGUAUGGAUUGCCUUGUACAUGAAAAGUCAGGAUGCUUAGCUUGCUUGAAUAGCACUAAAGAAAAAGAGGAUGAAGUUCCAGUGGAUGAAGAAAAGGCUGUUGAUAUAUCAGAGACAGUUAAAGAGUACGAAAUCACAAUUGAUAGCGAACCCAUCGAUAUAUUUGUUGAUGGACUAAAUGAUUUUGAUUCUAGUACGAACAAAAAGCCAGAAAUUUCACAUAUUACUGAAGAAUUGGUUGGAGAUAUGAGGCAAUACACAUGUACCUUAUGUAAAAAAACAUUUCAUGCUCGCAGCCAAGUAAUUUAUCAUGCCUAUUGUAAUGGCCAGAGAAAGCCGUAUCAGUGUCCAGAAUGUGAAAAGAGUUUUGCAGCACAUUCUCAUUUCAAAUAUCAUAUGAGAGUUCAUCGUAAUGAACGAACAUAUGCCUGCGAUGUCUGUGGAGACAGCUUUUUCCAGAUGUCCAAGUUGCAGCGUCAUAAGCUUAAGCAUACAAAAGAGAAGAAGUAUGCUUGUUCUCAAUGCAACAAAGCGUUCAACAAUGUGACAUCCCUGCGCAAGCACACACUGACACACACAGAGGAACGUCCGCACGCUUGCGCGGUCUGUGGUCGGCGUUUUAGAGACAGCUCCAACUACAAGAAACAUGUGCUCAAACAUGGGUAUAACCCGGAGAAACCGUGCGCUUGCGGCGGCGGUGCGGGCGGGUGUGCCGAGUGCGAGAGCCGCGCUCGGCGGGCGCAGGGCCGCGCGCACCAGUGCCCACGCUGCCCGCAGGCCUUCCACUCCAGAAAGGACAUGCGCAGGCAUGCCGCUGUGCAUUCUGAUUCCAAGCCUUUCCGGUGUAAGGUGUGCAACCGUCGGUUUAGGAGGAAGGACAACCUCGAGCGUCACAUCCGCAACACCCACCCCGAGUACGUCCCCGCCAUGGCCGUCGAGUGCGACGAGAGCGCGCUCAAGGAGAUUGCCAACCCCCACACGGACCUCUCCGACGAGACAUACGAGAAGAUCGAGAAGACCAAACUCGAGAUACUCAACCCCCUGCCGCCGAUACCGCAGGAUAUCAUGCAGCAACACAUCGACGAGGCCGAUAAACUUCCGAAGAAAAGUGAAGUCGACAAGCUGUCCAUUAUAGAGGCGAACAACGCCCGACAGAGCGUCAUCGUCGAAAAACGAAACGCCGAAAGCGACAAGAAAUCCUGUCCGGAGAACGAGUAUGUCCACAAAAUACGCAAGGCCACCGUACCGCUCCCUCCCAUAGACCAAGAGAAGUUCCGCAGCGUGCAGAGAGGUUACAUACCCAACGGCAACGACCCGGCCCCGCCGAUCAAGAAUAUGGAGAUCUACAAGAAGAUCCUGUACGAGAAACUCGAGAAGGACACGAAUGAGGUGAUCCAGAAUCCAAAAAUGCACUGGAGGAAAAAGAUGGAGCAGGAUAUCAAUUAGUGAGUAUGUAAGAGAAGGCUGAAUGAUUGCUAAGCGAUCACCCCAUGUACUGGGUAAUUUUAGAGGUAUAUGUUAAUUUUUAUAUCGAUAUAUAUAUUUUAGGCUAGAUGGUGAAUAUAUCACGUAGAUAUUAUCCUACAACUAGCAAUACGAAACGAGCAGUGAAACUAUAGUCUGGUCUUUAAGGGUUAAGUUUCUAUAUUACAUACGAGCUGUAAUAAUAAUAUAUAGGUAAGUACUUUAUUACUGUAAUUGUAGGCGAUUGCUAGGUAUCCAUAGUUUGUCAGACUUAGGUAAGAAAAGUAAAUAAAAUUUACUUUAAGCUUCAUUCUGUUACAUAGAUUCUUAAGGAUUAUCAUAAAUGAAAGCAAUAAAGUAAAUGCUAAAAUAAUGAAGCAGUGGGAUGGAUAUUCUGAAAACCGAGUAGAUUUUUUAGUAUAAAUAUAUAUUUUUUACUUUUCAAUUGCAAUGAAAUAAUUUUAACGCUUCUCUGAAUACUUAUAAUUACAUUUAAGCUUUAGAGUAAAAACAUCAAUGAGUUUAAGAAAACGCGUGGUCUGACCACAAGAAAAGUUUGAGAAUCCAAAUGAGCUAAAAUGAUUUAUACGCAAUGAGUGAUUGUGCUGUGCCUCUGUUUUCGAAAUUUUUUUGUAUGAAUUUAUAUAAGUUGUGUAUGAACUAGAGUCCGUGUACGAAUGCGUCCAAGACGUGUAGGUAAGCCGCGUAGUGUGUACUAGCUCUAAGUUGUUCUCCUUUAGUUUUGAGUACGAU